Molecule: messenger RNA, 300 nt
Organism: Chondrus crispus (carragheen)
Lineage: Eukaryota; Rhodophyta; Florideophyceae; Gigartinales; Gigartinaceae
Exons: 1
Coding region: 1-300 (99 amino acids)
Source: RefSeq, a predicted model, not a curated record
AUGAGGAUUACGCAUGCCGCAGCGUGUUAUUGGCUGUAUCUGGGUGAGAUCUUUUUAGAGCCAUCGGAACAUGCCCCGGGGGGACACAACGAGGCGGGGGCGGGCAGUAAUUCCCACUCACACUGGUCGCGAUACAGUAGCGCCCAUACUGUACCCUUGGGUACUGUACCUGCCACAUUCGAUCCCCAGAAACGCUACUCGUCCAUGUCGCAUUCAAGUCUGUCAAAGCCAUCUCUUCACACAUCAAGACAAACGGUGUUCGGAUCACGGCAGAUCUCGGAUUUAGAAAGGAAACAAUAA